This is a messenger RNA of Symbiodinium sp. CCMP2592, 8592 nucleotides long. The record is from the annotation of a GenBank genome assembly. NCBI's taxonomy places the organism in Eukaryota, Dinophyceae, Suessiales, Symbiodiniaceae.
AUGGUGGCGCAUUUCUUCUUCGGCCACAAGGAGUUGCGAUCGCAGCCACCCACCGACUUCCCCAAGAUUACUGGCGCGCAACUGCUGUCCUUAAUGCUGAAAAGCUGGCUGAACGACGACAGUGGCUUCGAUGUCGGCAAAUUCGAGAAAGAGUGGAACCUGGAAGGAGGUCUAACUGCGGCGGCUAAAAGCCUGGGUCUUCCCAACUACCGGUGCAUUGGGGUGCACGUGCAGCGCGAGUUCCUCUCCAAGUUCAUCAUCAAGUCCGCCCUGAAGCACAAGAAUAAGAUCGAAAAGCAGUGCAAAGACCUCGUCCAGGAGUGCGUAACAGGAGGACACUUGGGCACUUUCCCUGCCUGGGAUCACGACCGUUGGCGUGCAUUCUUCGAGAAGCUCAAAGGCUUGUCAUCUGUGCCCGAACAGCUAUUCUGCAUCAAGGAGGUGCUCCGAAAGGAGAUCUUGGCUCUUCGGAACCUGAACGAGGACGACGUCGAGGCAUCCGUGGAGAAGACCUUUGCCCCGUUGCUGCUCCUCGCCAUCUCAUCCGCACAUGUGUCCUGCAAGGCAGGCAGCGAGAAUCAACCUGCAGACUUGGCGAACGCUGUGCGGCAGCUGCAGCAGCUGUUGCCAGCAGGCUGGAGCCUGGAAGAAGCCGAGAAGGCACUCCGCGCAUUUCCAAGCCGAGAGACAUCCUUGACAAAGGCGUUGCUGGCCAGCGAGCAAGCCAUCGCGCACAGUUGCGGACUCCGCUGCGCCUCCCAGCUGCCCCUCACACUGCCUCAGCUGAUGGAGCUUCAUCCGGAGCUCUCGGAGGCGCUGCCGCAACCGGAAGAUUUCGGCCGCGGCGGCGUCUCGGCGACUGCAUGUGGAGAGUCGGAACAGAGUGUGGCGCAACAGCUGCGAGAGCAGGUGAACGCCUCGCUGCUCUCAUUGGAGUCAGGGGACGUGGGCAUCGCAGACUUGCUGAAAGCCCUCGGCCGGAGUGAGGGCACGAUCUGCCAGCAGUGCUCCGUUGCCAGCUUCGGUGAGCUACAGCUGCAGGUAGGGUUUGGGGAGCUCUUGGCCCGGAACAGCGACGAGUUGGCCAAGAUGAUGGGCCCGUUCGUGCACAAGGCCGGCAGUGGGAAGCUCCAGUCGGAGCUAAGUCGCUUCUGCACGGAGCUCAAAGCCGCACAGGUGCCGACAUCAGAGUCCCUGUCAGCAAUCCUGGAUCACUUCGGAGCGGCGGUGACCUCCCAGGAAUGUCAGAUCGCUUGGGACCAAGCAGCCGCAUUCAACACCUUCGGUGAGGUAUCAACCGUCGAGUCAGUGCACAUUAUAGCCGCUGGCCACAGUGCAGCAUCCAGCUGGCAGAAGGCCGCCGCACGAAUCAUGGAGAAGGAGGAGAUGGUCCAGCAUGUUGUGGACAGCAUUCUACGGACACCGGUUCUGAUGAAUCUGCGAGAUGCCUUUCCCGACUGGACAGAGAACUUCCAAGAAGCUUUGGGGGAGUUCUCUGAAUUCUUGUCCUCCAAAGAUUUCCUUGACGCUUGGGAAGCACAAUGCCAUGGCAGCUACAUUUAUGCCAUUCAAUGGGAACACUUCGUUCGUCUCCCGACUUGUACGGUGACUGACUUCGUUACUUGCGUAGAAGCACGGGAUGCGGCCGGCGCUGCUGGCGUGGCGCUGCGCAGAUGGCUGCAAGAUGGAGUCAGUUUCCCGGCAGAGCAGUUUGCGGACGCUGCUGAGGAGGGCUACAAGAAAAUGGUGGCAGGUAAGCUCCGGGAGACGUUCGUGCUGCAGGCGUUGGUGUCGCUGCCGGUGAAGUUCCGUGAAGCUGUGUCGCGUGCGUUGGUGAAGCCAUAUAUGGACUUGGCCCUUCCCCGGAGCAACAUGAUUGCUGUGGCGAAGCAAAGUGCCCAGCUCACUGCUGCUCUCAGGUGGCUGGCCAAGUUCACCGGCAACACCGACUGGGAGUUGGACUGGCAGGAGCAAUACCCAGUAUACAUACCAGGGGAAGUUCAUGCGACUCGAGAUCGUGACCGUUGCCCGCAAGAAGCACCUGCAAGACAACCAGGCGAGAGAGCGGAAACAAGCGAUGCUGACAGCAGUGAUGGGGGGCACAUCUCGGAAGAGACGGACACGGACCAAGACUCGGAAGACCACACACGGAGUGAGGAUUCAGCCAACCGAAAGCUCUGCCGCAAAAUCGCCAGGGACAAGGGCGUGAAGUUGGAGCAUGUGAACACGGUGACCAGGAACUGGGAGCAACGCCCGAUGAGCGGUACGCUUCGAUCGCUGCAGACGACCGUACAGGGUGCUGUGAAGCGACUGUCAGCAGAUCUCUACAGCGGCGAGGUCCACUUCAUGCUCGAGCUGCUGCAAAACGCGGAUGACUGCGAGUUUCCGCAGGGCGUGACGCCGUCCCUCAAAGUGACCUUCGAGUCGGAUGCGGCGCAGUUUGGUGAAUACACCACAUUCAGACCCUCUCAGCCACCUCAGGCUUUUCUUGUCAUUGAGCACAACGAGACCGGAUUUCGCGACUUCAACAUCCGAGCGCUCUGUGACAUCGCUCAGUCCACGAAGACGGGUGAUGCACGGAAGUACAUCGGUACCAAAGGUAUUGGCUUCAAAUCCGUCUUCUGCGCCACCUCUACCCCGAUCGUUCAUUCGGGCUCUUUUCACUUCCACUUUGACUCGGACGCGUUGGACGGACUCGGGUAUCUGAUUCCUUUCCCACUGACACGGCCGCCGAAGUUCAAGACCGGAACACGCCUGGUGCUCCCACUCUACGACCAGGUAAAGACGGACAUGUGCUGCCGAAUUGUGGAGGACCUCAAGCCCGAGCUGUUGCUCUUCCUGAGAAAAUUGGAGGAAAUCAAGGUGGUGGACAGCCAGUCGCAGCUACAUCGGACCAUCCGAAAGGAGUUGGACAGCUCACGAAGCUCCCAUGUCAAGUUGGGCACUUGCACAACACCUUUGACGUCAGAAGGCAUGGAGGAGACGACAGCGCAGGAGUGGCACGUGCACCGAAGCCCCGUGACGCUGCCCAGAGUGAAAGAUGGUCAGAGGACAACCGAAUUGCAAAUCGCUUUCUGCCAGACGACAGCGAAUCCACUAGCACAGCAGCCAGCUUUCGCAUGGCUGCCGCUACGAACUUACGGGUUUCGAUUCGUCAUCCAAGCAGACUGGGAAGUACCCUCAUCUCGCGAGGGCAUCCUGGGCGAGAGCGAGCGCAAUCAGACCCUGAGGCGGCGUCUCCCAGAGAUUUUCUCGAACUUAAUCGAAGAGCUGGCGGAGAGCGCGCUGCAGAAGACGCAUGGUCAGAAGCGCAGGAACGCUUUCAAGAAAAUCUAUUCAUUGAUCCCACUCGUCGGAGAAGCCAGCGAGUUUUUCGCAGACACUCCGAAGUCCAUCCUGCAGUUGCUCAUGAAGAAGAAGUUCAUCUUGGUGCAAGGGGAAGGUCGUCUCGACUUGGUGUCACCCGGUGAGGUUGUGAGGUUUGAGCUUCCUGAUGGGGUCGAUGCGCAUUUGAGCGAUGAGAUCAGGAAGCCCUUGGAGGGCAUUCUUAAUCACCGCAAGCGCUACAUCGCGGUGGAGGAGUUAAGCAAAAGCUUGGCCGACAAUUUCAAUAUCCAACAUCUCAACGCCAACAUUGCCUUUGAGUGUCUGGACCACUUAUCCCGUGAAGAUGCUGAUGCCAGACCACGGACAGAAGCCGACCUCGGGGUCCUCCAGGUGCUCUUUCAUGUCAUGGCUAGCCACCUUGAGAAGAUGACAAAGGCGAUGUUUGACAACCUCCGUGGACUGUCAGCCAUCCCGACCGAAACUGGAAGGCUUUGUUCGGCAGCAAGUAAAGUCUACAUCGUAGACGAGGCAAUGGCCAAGACUUUCAUGGGAUAUGCAGAGGGCCUCAAUGUGCGAUUUCGACGGGGUAUGCAUGCCAAUGUGCAGAACCUGUUCACUCGCCUGGGUGUUCGACCGACCGAUGGCCACACCUUUUUGAGGGAAGUCUUGGUCCCGAUGCUUACAGCUGAGACUGCCUCCGAUACCGAGCGGCUAGUCAAAGCCACCCAAAGCGCUCGGGGAAUUCUGGCAUCCAUGUCAGCAGAGCAAAGAAAGCUCACAACCGCAGUGCUGCAUGAGAAGAUGUGGGUUGCUGUGGAAGUCGCCGGAGCCAAUGAAUUGAGCACAAGGACAGUCCGACUGUCCCAGGAUGUAGUGCAUAUAUACCGUUUGCCGGUGGCACUUGCUGCUGCAUGGGCCGGGCCUACAUGGUUGACCGCUAGUCGCUCAUACUACUCUCAAAUGGAGAAUGAUCCAUAUCAAAAUUAUAGCUGGGUCAAUUUCUGGGAGGAUCUUGGAUGUUGGCCAGCACUCAGUGUGGACAAAGACGCAGCUCCCGCAGGUUCGGUUCAGAGCCGCGACUUCAACCACAUCGUUCAUUGCUUGGAGCAAAUGCGCGCUACACCUGAAUAUGCUCAGAAUGUGUCUUUGGAUUUGGUGCAGUGGUUGGCUCCACACGGGUCUUUCUACGCCAAAUACCUGGGAAGUCCAGUCCCCGUCGAUCGAGGCCCCCAUGCAUCGUUCGCGAGCAUGCUAUUCAACACCGCAUGGAUGCCGUCACGGACUGGCGACCGCUUGUUGAGCCCACGUGAUGGGUGGGUUCCAACACCUAAAAGCGAGGUCAGAGCACGAGAGUGCAGAUUUUUGGCGACUAGCUGCUACCACAAGGCUGCGCAACUCUUGCUCGAGUCCUGGCCUUUCCUGCAUUUGGCGCAAGCUCCCAAUGCCAGCAUCAUUGUCCGCACCUUGAGCCACCAUGCAGCACAGCCGUCAGCAGCCUGGAGCACUGGAGAGAUGGCCAAAGUGUACCAAGCUUUGCAUAUGGCGUGUUGGAGAGAACACAUUUCUGCUCCGCGUGGCGCUCGCGCGGAUCAAGAAGAUGAGCCAGCACCGGGCAGUCUACAGGUUCGCGAGUAUUUACUUCACAAGCCCUGGAUUUUCUUGCCUGACGAGAGAUGCGGAAGCGUGAAUCCAACCGACGUGGGGACGGGGAGAUUCUUCACGGCAAGAGACGUGGCCAUUCGAGACAUGUCGGGCCUUUUCAGUGACCAGCAGCGUCGUGACAGUCGUGUUACAAAUGACAUCGUGAGGUUGGUUUCUCAGAGUGUUGCCAUCCGAACAGUCAAGGAGCAUUACCCUGACAAAAACGUUUUGGAGCUCUUCACCGACUGGGGUGUCGCUCCCGAGAUUGGAUGGGACUCGUACCUGGAUGUGCUGAACACCGUACAUGAACUUGUUUGCAAGGAAGACCGCAGUCACGUUUGGAGUGACGACCAAACUUUGCAUGAGAUUAUUUGGCGCAUGAUUGACAUGGUUGGCUACUGCUGGCCGGAAGACCAAGGUCAAGCGAUCGACGACCAUGACCAGCUUCAACCGGAUCAGGAUGGCGACGAGACGCAAUUCGCUGCACUGCGUCACUUUGUUCAACAAGCCCGUGAGCUGCGCAUUUGCUUUACGCAGUCCAAGCGGUUUCUGAAGCCAAGCGACGUGGAGUUUGUGGCGAAAGAUGCUUCAAGCUGGUUCGAAGAAGCGCAGAACUUUGCAGCGCUGCUUCCCGGCACCCGUGAUGAUGGCCGAAUUUCUCGGGGUUGGUAUCGCCUGGGACUUCGCAGAUGGAAGCAUCGGUGUGCAUUCCGGAGCAUCCUGCCCGAAGUGACCCCGCAAAAUGCCAUAGAGGCAAGACUGGCAAGAGGGCUUGUCCUGGCAGGAGUCCGAAGUGCCCUGCUGAAGUUUGUGGCGCAGCACAAGGGCAUGUCGGAUGGGAUGAAAAGGGUACUCCGGAUGGCGUGGCAGCUGGCGAUCGCAACGAAAGUUGUCUGUAUCUGUGAUGGCAACAACUCUGCGGACGUGCUGCUGGCACAGGAAGUGGUAGCCUUGCCUCAAGGCAGAUUGGAAGCAAGCGGACUCGCGCCGUUGGAAGAAGAUGCAUCCAAUACGAUCCUGGUCGGUUCCCGCGAAGACUUUGUUGUUGCCCGUAUCAACUCCCCCGUCAAGGAUACCUGUCUCGCGGGGUACAUAAUGUCAGCUGGAGCACGACAGCCUGCCUUGGCCUUGUACGUAGAGGCGAACCUUUGGACGGCCUACGUCAUCGAAAAGCACUGUGCCGAAGCAGCUGCGGAUCUUCUGUUUUCAGAGCUGCCUCACCAUUGCACGGAAGCUCAGGGCAUGUCGGAAGACGAUCUCGCUGCUAUCAGGAAGGAGACACCGAAGCUUAUCUCCACGAUUGCGGAUAGGGCGAAGUCACAGCAAUCGCAAGCAAGACUGCCAUCCGGGGCGAAUGUGCUCAAGGCAGUGGAGGAUGCUGUGAAGAUAUCGGGGGCGAAGUCAAAGCUUGGCUGGGCCCAAAAGCAGCAAUGGAGUCUGUCGGAUGCCUUGGCUAUCGAGCCAGAGGAGGCUUGGCAGCAGCUCCUGGCGGGGGAGGCCGAUGAACAAAAGGAGCCGUCGAGCUCUUCAGCAGCGGCGGUUCGGCCCGGAGGAAGGGACAACCCACCGGACGAUGGGCACCCAGUGAGUCAGGCUACACCGGAGCCCAGGCAAGCUGCGACGGACGACAGGGAAAGUAGCGACGAGGAGCAGGUAGCCGGCUUGGAUGACGGCCGGCUGCGAAGGUUCGUGGACCGUCAAGUGGAACGUGAAGUCGAGCGCCAGCGGCCCACUGUCCGGCCAGUCUCGGAGUUCCCGUCGGUCACACCGCAUGGCCUCCCCACUCCGGGUGCCGAAGGUGGCACAGGCAGCUGGGCCGGGCACUAUCCGCAACCAAACACUGCCACACAACGAGGCCCAGUGGAUCCCUGCAUCGCAGCAGCUCCGGCAAGGGGAGGCCGGGCAGCUGGUGGUCAGGAAAGCGGCACUUCUCCAUCCGGCCCCUCCGCCUCUGCACAGGCUCCUGCAGCAGGUGACCGCACCGAUGCAGAUCCCUGGGAUGCAGGAGGAGACCCUUGGUCGCAGCAUGGCCAGCCAGGCGCUCCAAGCACCGGCGCCGCUGCAUCCGGAGGAGAGCCUUGGUCGCAGCACGGCCAGCCAGGCCAGGCUGGCGGCCCUGCUGCUCCAAGCACCAGCACCACCGCAUCCGCCGGCGCCGGCGGUGACCGCACCGAUGCAGAUCCCUGGGAUGCAGGAGGAGACCCUUGGUCGCAGCAUGGCCAGCCAGGCGCUCCAAGCACCGGCGCCGCUGCAUCCGGCGGAGACCCUUGGUCGCAACACGGCCCCCCGCCAGGCAGAAGUGCUCCAAGCACCGGCGCCGCUGCAUCCGGCGGAGACCCUUGGUCGCAGCAUGGCCAGCCAGGCAGAGGUGCUCCAAGCACUGGCGCCGCUGCAUCCGGCGGCGGCCCCUCCGCCUCUACACAGCGUGCCGGCACUGCUGGAUCCGGCUCGUCGGCCGCGCAUGGCCCUCAUACUCAGAGCACGGCUGCUCAUGGUUCCGGUCAGUCGACAGCUGGUGCCGCUGCAGAUGCUCUUGCCGAGGGACACUUUGGUCUCGCGAGAAACCGCUGGCGCCGCGGUCAGGGACAGCAGGAGGAGCCGCAGGCUGGCCGGGGCAGCGUUCAGGCAUGGCUAGACGCUGCUCCUGCAGGCAGUCGUGGAUCUCAUACUGCAGAAGGAACAGGUACGGGCGGUGGCGGUGACCAGCGUGCUGGGCUUGCAGCUGGCAGUGGUGCAGCCGCUACCACCACGAAUGCCACGGAGGCAUCCGGCAAUGCCUCCGGCAGCAGAGGCCGCGCCGGGCUUGGCAGAUCGGAGAGCACCAGGGCGACGACGUCUGCAGAAGGGGGAGAUGCUGCCACCGGAUCCAGCCGUGGGGCGGGCAACGGAGGCGUUAGCUCCACCGGAACCACUGCUGACGGCAUCCCUGAGACUGCGACAUCAAGCGCGCAGAAGCGCAGCAUCAGUGCUCCUGCAGUUCUGUCAAGGGCGCAUGCAGCUGCUCUUGGACGAGAUUCGACCACCCGGCAAGAUGAAGUUUCGUUGCAGGUCAGGACUGCCAUGACCAAGUCACUGCUGGAGCCAUUCCCGAGCAAUCUUGUGCACCCCACGGUGGAGGUCGUGGAGAUUCUCUGGCGAAUCUUCUACGAGAACGGGGGGCUCCAGGCUCUCUAUGGAAAUGUUCAACAUCGGCCGGACGGAUGGGAGGAGCUGGUCCCUGUGGACCGACUCUUCUACACGCACGCGAACAUCAGUCCAAUGUUCGCCCAUGGAGACAAGAAAGGCUUGCCCAUUCGGACCCUGGCGAUGGAUUUGUUGUGCGGGCUGGUCGACAUGGAGCGAGACGAGAGGCUGCGCUUGGAGGUCGUUCGCUACGACAAUCGGCUGCAUUCGCUAUGCAACAGGAGGCUUUUCGCCUUCAAGCACUACCAAGCCAUGUUGCGACAGCGUCAGGGAGACCAGAGCGUUCAAGCGCGAGCAUGGGUGCGUCAUCGAACGCUGGAUGCCAUCACAGCGAAAUUUGUCUUGGCGUUCACGACGAAGUGUCGGGGCGAGACGGUUGAGCUUCGUGGAAGUACGGCAGCGGCUGCUGCUCCCGAACCUAGGAACCGACCAAGGAGCUGA